CUGAGCACAGUGUGCGGAGCAUAGCUGCAAAUUGGCAAGCCGCUUUGUGGUCCUGUUGCAAGUGAUUAUCUUAUCUGAUAAAAUGAUACCGUUUCCUUCACGAAGUUACCGACAACGCCAUGGCAACGUCGUGCUGUUUUUUCACCUUUUCUUUCAUAUUACAGGGUUGUUGGCCAGUCAGGUGAUCGUGCCCCAAAGUGUGAGCGCUGUGCUCGGGAAGAACCUGACAUUAGAGUGCAGGGUGGACGUGGCAACCAACCUCACUCUCACUCAGAGUUCUUGGGAACGUCGUCUGCCCUCUGGCUCGGUCACCGUGGCCGUCUACAACCCGCGCUAUGGCAUCUCCAUCUCUCCGGAGUUCAUUCAUCGCCUGUAUUUCCGCUCACCCUCCUCCCACGAUGCCACUAUUGUGCUGGAGAAUGUGGGCUUUGCAGACAUGGGCAUGUACACCUGUAAGGUGGCUACAUUCCCUCUGGGGAACACCCAAGCCUCAACUACCGUCAGUGUACUUGUGGAGCCAAAGGUCUACGUGUCUGCAGGCUCAACAGCUCUCAUAGACGGGGGCAAUGAGACCGUUGUGGCCACUUGUAUUGCCGAGCGAGCCCGGCCCUCCGCCGAAGUGUCCUGGGAGUCCAACCUCUUCGGCCAGUCAGAAGUCCAGCUCUUUGACGACGUCAACGGCACGACGACGACACAAGUGCGCUAUCUUUGGCAGCCCACGCGUCACGUCCAGGGUCACACACUCACUUGUGUCGUCCGCCACCCGGCCUUGCUGAACGACUUCAGGAUCCCCUACCAGCUUAAUGUGCAGUUUGCUCCAGACAUCUCGGUGGUGGGGUAUGAUGGAGACUGGUACGUGGGCCGAGACAAUGUUGAAAUGACAUGCAAAGCUAACGCAAACCCACCAGCUCAUCACUUCAGAUGGAUCAGGCUGGACAGCGACAUGCCGGAAGGUGUGGAAAUCAUGAACAGCACGCUGAUUUUCCUACGCCCCCUCCAGCGGAACGACUCCGGAGUUUACAGAUGCGAGGUUGCCAAUGACAUCAACCUCCGCAGUCGGGAUGUGCGCAUACUCAUACAAGAUCCUCCCACCAUGCCUUCCAUCAUUACUGUUCCUGUCCUCUCUGGUUCCUCCUCCUCCACCCUAGUGGACGAUAAGCUCCGUGUUAAUCUCAGCUCCCCGACUCUCGAAGCGCUACCCGAGAGUAACCUGGGCACCAUAGUGGGUGGGGCUGUGGGCGGGGCCUUGUUCCUCCUGCUGCUGCUGUGUCUGGUCGGAGUGUGUUACCUGCGGAAACAGCAGACCUUCCAUGGGGACUACUAUGCCAAACAGUACCCAGGCCCUAGCGACCUUCAGAAAGCCCCCAGCAAGCAGUACGAGCUCCACGCCACCAAAGCGGGCAGUGGCUCCCACCACCAACAGGACCAGGACCGGGAGGAAUGGGGCGGUCGUGACUUGAAGCACCACAGCGGCUACAACGGAGAUGAAUACCCGUCCAAUGGCUAUACGAGGGCGAUGAGGGAAGGCGGUCACCACAGCAACCAGCAGAAUCCCCAGCAGGGACAUACACAGUAUUGUAGUCCACAGCAGCAGCCCAGGAGGCCCAGAUACACACACUCUCCUAAACCUAUGAGGAACGGCUCUCCUUACGUACCCAAUACCUGCUACAAUGGCGGCCCGGAGGGCGAUUACGUGUCUCACAAAGACGGCUCUGUCAUCUCUCGUAGGGAGUGGUACGUUUGACCAACUACCUGGUCCUGACGUGUCACCAGUUUACUACAUUAGGAACACCUUAGUUCUCUUCUGUACGCACACUUCUUCUUCUAACACCUUUGCACCCUGGAAGACACUUGAGAUAUGCUUCUGUUCAUGUUGUGGACCGGCAACGAUCUGCCGAGCCUCUUUGACAUGCUCACAUGUGACUGUGUCAUGACGUACUAUAUGCGCUCCCUGGCUCGCCAAUUUAUGUUGCGUCACUAAUGUUGUCAGGUGAGGAAGCCCUGGUGGCCUUGCUCAGCCCUGUGACACCUCAUUUGCACAUUCUGAUUUGUUUCAAAGACCUGUGACCUCUGAAUAUGCCACACUGAGAUUAAAGCUUGGGCCAUAAAAUGAAUCAUAGCUAUUUAGAUGGUUACGGGUCCCUCUUUCAAAUCUCAGUAGGACACAGUCACAGAUUGACAACCUCUCAUUGAGGGAAGUACAAUUUAAUUGCACUGCCUUUUUUGCAAAAGUUACAUCAGCAAUUUGUUUCUGCGACCAUUCUUGAGUUAAUGGUCUUGAGUAUGGCGAGUCAGUACUACUGUGCAUACUCUCCUUGUUGGAAAAGUCAGGAGUGGUCCGGCCAACAUUUACCAUACAGUUGCCGCUGUGACCUCUUUUAGUUUGCCUUUAUGAAACAGUGGUUGUGCUGCACAAUUUGCACUAAUGUCACAGAAUCGAGGUUGGAGGUUGUCAAUAGCAGGCUGCAGUAUGGCCGCUAGACCUGCAUAGACCUGACUAUUAUGUUACACUGCCAUGACACUAGCGCAACUACCCACUCAUGGGCCUGUUUUUGUAACAUCUGUAGCAGUGUUGGUUAAUAGGCCUGUGUAUACCACUUGUGCACUAGUUCCCUCUAAGUUAUAAAUGGCAGUAUUACUGCGAUAUCUAUACCUUUUUAAGUGGUAUGGAUACACCCACAGGGUCAAAACAUUUGUUCUAUCCAUUCAGUAUUUAUCAUGUGCUGUUUUUGAUUGAAGUAGCUUGUUUUUUUGUUUUUUUUCUAACAACGUGAUAGAUUUUGGCACGGGCACUUGCUGAUGAGACGGGAUGGAGGAGAUCCGACAAUCUCCCUCUUGCACAACAGUGUUUGUAAACAGUAGUUUUAAUACCUUAACAAUAUUUGCUGUGUGUGUAGAAAUGCCACAUGUCAUACAUAUUACAGACUUGAUGGUGAUGAAAUAGUAGCGUUUGUAUUAGCCAAUCACAGGGUCCUGUAGCUUGAAAUGGAAAGAUGCGUAAAGCCACUUAAAUAGUAGUCAACAAAUGGGAAUUAAUUCAAUUUUAAUAUCAUUAUUAUUAUUAUUAUUAUUAUUAUUAGUCAGGAUGUGACGGAUGUGCUGUGAUUAGGCAGCCAUUGUCGUAGUGACAUGUCUCUGAUUUGAAACACCGGGUGCAUAUUUAGAGACGCAUGCUCCUUGUGUUAAAGAACUACCUUCAAGUCUCUCCUCAUAACGGCCAUAUUUGCCAACUUCCCUUCAGUGUUGUACAGUCUAAAUGUGCCAUCCUUGAGGCCACCGCGGCCCCAAGCCAGUGAUCAUGUGAACAUUUCUUAAUUUUCUCCUUUUCUUAGGCAACAUUUGGUUCUCUGACUGUGAGGGCCUGGGUGUGUCAAUAAUUCAACCCUCAUAGUAAAUGUUGUAGCAAUACCAAUGAAUGAAAAAAAUACUCAUUUAAAAUGGGGAUUGAAUGAUUUUGAAUGUAAUUCUAUAAAAGUCUCUCUUGAAUUGGAUUGAUGUUAUACAAACUAUAAGGCUUGUGUCCGGUCAAGUGCAGGUAACGACAGGAAGCACGGGUGCCAAAUCCCCCCCCACACUUAUGUUUGCUUCUAUGCACUAAGACGGAAACCCCACUAAUAGAUCGGAUUUCACCUUUUCAUCAUUUUUUUUUUGUUGAGUAAUACGAGAUAAAUGAACUAGUGCCUUAGAAGAUAUGUGGGUGUUUUUCUAUUUUAAAUUUUGCUCAGUGCCAUAUGAAAUGUUCAGCACCAUGAGUUCAAAUGACAAACGCAGAAAGAAGCUUUCCAGGUAAAUGAGUGGAUUUACCUCAGCAAACUAACACUGUGAGUAGCUUAGGUUUCACGUGAUCAAGCACCUUUUUGUUUGCUCCUUUGUAUAUACAGAAGGAAUGUAAGUUAAUGAAAGGAAAAAAUAGAUAUAUUUGUCUGUGAAGCAUUCGUUUGUCAUUCUUUACUUUAUCCCAAUAAAGCACCCUUAGCACA
Molecule: messenger RNA, 3980 nt
Organism: Doryrhamphus excisus (bluestripe pipefish)
Lineage: Eukaryota; Metazoa; Chordata; Actinopteri; Syngnathiformes; Syngnathidae
Gene: nectin3b
Product: nectin cell adhesion molecule 3b
Biological process (GO): homophilic cell-cell adhesion; heterophilic cell-cell adhesion
Cellular component (GO): adherens junction; apical junction complex
Source: RefSeq, a predicted model, not a curated record